Messenger RNA from Solanum tuberosum (potato), 729 nucleotides. RefSeq lists its product as uncharacterized. The record is from RefSeq and is a predicted model, not a curated record. The coding region runs from base 1 to 729 and encodes 242 amino acids. Lineage: Eukaryota; Viridiplantae; Streptophyta; Magnoliopsida; Solanales; Solanaceae. The transcript has 4 exons.
AUGUUGUUAAGUCGUGCGUCAGAGAAAACCUCAACAAGCUCAUCUGUCACUCCCAUGAUAGUCACUCCUACUGGCCAACAAGUUAUCUCUGUUGCAGAAAUCUCAUCAGCACCUUCUAUGAGAGUGUUCUAUGUUGAAGCAGAAAUGGCCAUAUUAGAUGAAUUCCAACAGUUUUGUGUGCUUGAAUGCCCAGGAUGCAAACAGAAGAAGCGCACAAAGGAUAGAAAGGAUUUUGAAUGUCCAAAAAUGCAAUCGGAAAACAACAUUAGUGCCUCGCAUAUAUUAUGCACAAAUUUCAAACUUGCCAUCAUUUCAGGUGUAUCUUUUCAAAUUGAUCUUAUUGAUGGUACUGCUACAACCACAGCAUCUAUCUCUGCUGAAUUGGGAGAAAAAUUACUCUCCAUGACAGCAGAAGACAUAUUUGACAUAACUUGCACUAAGCGGCAAUCAUUGUCUCUUGAUAAUGUCCAUCAGAUGUUGUCAAACAAAGUAUUCCAAAUUGAGCUAAGGAAGUCAUCUUGGGGCAACUCAAAUAGCACGCAUGCAACUUUGUCCAUUCUUUCCUACAUGGAAAAGGAACAUACUCCACAGAGCACUACUGAUAGGAAUUCUAAAAAGAUAAGGCCUUUGGAAAUAAGUGAGGUGGAUGUGACAGCAACAACUACUGCAGCUGGUUCCUCAAAUGCAGCGCCAAAAUUUGAACCACCCACACCAACCAAAAAAGUGUGA